Messenger RNA from Neopsephotus bourkii (Bourke's parrot), 1730 nucleotides. RefSeq names its product ATPase H+ transporting V1 subunit C2 (gene ATP6V1C2). Gene Ontology annotation, biological process: proton transmembrane transport. Gene Ontology annotation, molecular function: proton-transporting ATPase activity, rotational mechanism. Gene Ontology annotation, cellular component: vacuolar proton-transporting V-type ATPase, V1 domain; lysosomal membrane. The transcript has 13 exons. The coding region runs from base 302 to 1450 and encodes 382 amino acids. The record is from RefSeq and is a predicted model, not a curated record. Lineage: Eukaryota; Metazoa; Chordata; Aves; Psittaciformes; Psittacidae.
GUGCCAAGUCGCGGGAGAGCGUCCCAGAGCAGCGGGAGAUUCCAGUGUGGCUCUGCGCCUCGCUGUCCUGCCCUGAUCUCCUCUGUUAGCACCGGUGUAGUUGUCCUCCGAGGAUUCUCUGUAUUGCCUACCUUGUGCUGAUUACCGCCUCUGUACGCUGCGAUCUGCCUUCCUGACGCUCCUUCCUAUCCAGCCUGGGAAUUAAAACACAUGGGAAAGCAGUAUUUCAUCUUGCUAGCAGCAUCUUUUGCAGCCUAUGUGUUCGGCAGAGUAACCAGGAGUGAAGGGAAAAUAUUAGAUCAUGUCGGAGUUCUGGCUAAUUUCUGCCCCGGGAGAUAAAACAAAUCUGCAGGCAUGGGAGAGGAUGAACACGGUGACGUCUAAAUCCAACCUGUCCAGCAACAGCAAAUUCCAUAUUCCGGACUUAAAGGUGGGGACACUGGAUGCGCUUGUUGGUCUGUCAGAUGAGUUGGGAAAACUUGAUAGCUUUGCUGAAAGCGUAAUAAAGAAAAUAGCCCAGUACAUAGGAGAAGUUAUGGAGGACUCAAAAGAUAAAGUGCAGGAAAAUCUUCUGGCCAACGGAGUUGACCUAAUUAGCUACCUGACACGGUUUGAGUGGGACAUGGCCAAAUACCCCAUAAAGCAGCCGCUGAAGAAUAUAUCUGAAGCAUUAGCAAAGCAAGUGACACAGAUAGAAGCAGACCUAAAGACCCGAUCAGCCGCAUACAACAACAUUAAAGGAAACUUGCAGAGCCUGGAGAAAAAAACUGUGGGAAAUCUGCUGACUCGGACCCUAGCAGACAUUGUGCAUAAAGAAGACUUUGUUCUGAACUCCGAGUAUCUUAUCACGCUGCUCGUUGUGGUACCAAAGUCAAGCUAUGUACAGUGGCAGAAGACGUAUGAAUCCCUCUCUGAUAUGGUAGUACCUCGCUCCACCAAAAUGAUUGCUGAGGAUGCAGAGGGAGGACUCUUCACAGUGACCCUAUUUAGAAAAGUGAUGGAUGACUUCAAGGCCAAAGCCAGGGAAAACAGGUUCAUGGUUCGAGAAUUUUAUUUUGAUGAGAAGGAACUGAAAUGUGAAAAGGAAGAGCUGAUGAAAUUAGCUUCUGAUAAGAAACAACAGUAUGGCCCAUUGCUGCGCUGGCUGAAAGUGAACUUCAGCGAAGCAUUUGUAGCCUGGAUCCAUGUGAAAGCCUUGAGGGUUUUUGUUGAAUCUGUCCUGAGGUAUGGCCUCCCUGUGAAUUUCCAAGCAAUGCUGCUGCAGCCAAACAGGAAGUCUGUAAAACGGCUGAGGGAUGUCCUGAAUGUGGUCUUUAAACACCUGGAUGAAGUUGCAGCAGCAAGUAUAAUGGACCCUGGCAUGGACAUCCCUGGUUUACAACUGAGUAACCAAGAAUACUAUCCUUAUGUCUACUUUAAAGUGGACCUCAGUCUUCUUGACAGCAGCUGAAGAAAAAUGGCUCAAGCUUCACCUAUUAAUUUUCAACCCUAAUGUUGCUGUAAAACAAUCUUUAGCUACUGAAAUUCAAACAUAGAUGCUGUAACAGGAUAAUUGCAUAAGAUCUUCCCACCUUUUGCAGUAAUUUCUACAGUGACUUCAAUAUGAAUAUCUCAUAGUUUUACAAAAACAUAUUUCAGAGGCAGGAGGUACUCUAGUAGUAUUUAUUAUUUUUGGUAAGUUACAAAGAUGGAAUAUCUACUGGACUUGAAAUAAAGCAAUUUAAAAAGUG